AACUAUGUGUUUCCAUCUGAUUCUGACUCCAAUAGGGGUGAUGAUUUUUCUGCCCAGGCAGCCUGUGUGAACUUCACAUGUAUGGCAAGCGCAACGCUUCCGCUCCAUCAUUUACCGUUUGACCGCAACACAACACGUUUGUCAUGAAAUUCACACUUCAGGCGCACACAUUCGCGGAUGACGAAGAUCCAGAAGAUCUACACGAGCCCAUGCGUCUUGUGCGGCUCAUUGGCGCUGGAAACUGAUCAUAGUGGAAGUGCAGUAUCUUCAGCCAACGGUGACAUUCACGACGCCGUGCGCGCAGACUGGCAGGCUGCUGUACCGGCACUAUGGAGGAGAAAAACAAGGACGAUAACGCCACGAAGGGACAGGAAUCGAUGUCCUAUCAACGGAGGAUGUGGAAGAAUUUUCAAGAAAAAACCAAACCGUUUUUGAGUCCCAAAUUGGUCUCUGAACGUCGCAAUCCCGACAGUAAAAAGGAGACGGGGUUAUGGAUGUUUAAAAGGAAAAAGAAACAGUUGGACCGUGUCUUUUCGUCCUCACAGCCCAAUCUCUGCUCCUCUACCCCGUCGACUUUCCCGGGCGACCUGUCACUCGGCGGUACAGCGGUCCCUGGGAACAGCGACAACGGGCAACCUAUGCAACAGCUGCUGGGUGCGGUUGGAGUGUCGGCAAGCAAGCCAGAGCUAACGGGACACGAGUGCCCGAAGCUCAUCGUCUCCCAUUUAAUCAUGUCCCACCAGAAGAGCUCCUCUCUCGGCUCUGCAUGCUUCGAGAAGCUGGUAGUAAAAUCUGCGGACGUUGGAGAGGAGGAACAGCUCCGCAAAAACGCCAGUGAUUCUGGCAUCAACAUCGUGGAGCCAAGUAAUGCUGAGACCGCCCUUGUUACCAACCCAGGGAUGUACCAGCUGGACAUCAUACUGAAGAAAGGACACAACCUCGCCAUCAGGGACAGAGGAGGGACAAGUGAUCCGUAUGUGAAGUUUAAGAUCGGUGGGAAGGAGGUGUUCAGGAGCAGGACUAUCAAUAAGAACCUGAACCCAGUGUGGGACGAGAAAGUCAGCCUGCUGGUGGACAGCCUCCGAGAACCCCUCUAUGUCAAGGUGUUUGACUAUGACUUUGGCCUUCAGGAUGACUUCAUGGGUUCGGCAUACCUCUACCUGGAGUCCCUGGAACACCAGAGGAACCUGGAUGUGACCCUUGACCUUGAGGACCCCCAGUACCCCGACCAUGACCUGGGAACUCUAGACCUGGCAGUCACACUGUCGCCCAAAGAGGGAGACUUCAGGGAAGCUACCAUGCUUUUGAGAAGGAGCUGGAAACGAUCCAAUAAGCAGCUGCAUUCAAGUAUGCGGUUGUCAGAUGUCCACAGGAAAGCUCAGCUGUGGAGAGGUAUAGUGAGCAUCAGUCUGAUUGAGGCUCGCGACCUCCAGCCUAUGGACGCCAACGGCUUUAGUGACCCCUACGUCAAAUUCAGACUGGGCCAUCAGAAAUACAAGAGCAAGACGAUACCCAAGACUUUGAACCCCCAGUGGAGAGAGCAGUUUGACUUCCAUCUGUAUGAGGAGCAGGGGGGCUUCAUCGACAUCACCGUCUGGGACAAAGACGCAGGCAAGAAGGACGACUUCAUGGGCAGGUGUUCGGUUGACCUGUCUCCGCUGAGUAAAGAGCACACUCAUAAGUUGGACGUACCGCUGGAGGAGGGCGAGGGAAUGCUGGUGCUGCUGGUCACACUCACUGGGGCUGCAGCAGUGUCCAUCUCGGACCUGUCGGUCAAUAUUCUGGAUGACCCACACGAGAGACACCAGAUACUACAGAGAUAUAGUGUGCUGAGGUCGUUCCACAACCUGAAAGAUGUGGGUAUGGUCCAGGUGAAGGUCAUCAGAGCAGAGAGGCUGAUGGCAGCAGACGUCACAGGCAAGAGUGACCCCUUCUGUGUGGUGGAGCUGAGUAAUGAUCGGCUACAGACACACACCGUCUACAAGAACCUCAACCCCGAAUGGAACAAGGUCUUCACCUUCAACGUGAAGGACAUCCACUCAGUGUUGGAGGUGACGGUGUACGACGAGGACCGAGACAGGAGUGCAGACUUCCUGGGGAAAGUGGCCAUCCCUUUACUAAACAUUCAAAAUGGUGAACGGAAAGCCUACGCCUUGAAAAGCAAGGAGCUGACAGGGCCAACAAAAGGGGUCAUCUUUCUCGAAAUAGACGUGAUUUUUAAUGCUGUGAAGGCCGGUCUCAGGACGUUAAUACCCAUCGAGCAGAAAUACAUUGAGGACGAACCCAGAGUGUCCAAACAGUUGCUGCUGCAGAACUUCAACAGAGUGAGGAGCUGCAUCCUGUUCCUCAUCAACGCCGGCUGCUACAUCAACAGCUGCUUCGAAUGGCACUCGCCUCAGAGGAGCAUCUGCGCCUUCCUGCUCUUUGUUCUCGUGGUGUGGAACUUUGAACUCUACAUGAUUCCUCUGGCUCUGCUGCUGCCGCUGGCCUGGAACUAUAUCCUUGUCGCUUCGGGGAAGGACACCAGGCAAGACGUGCAAGCGAUGGAGGACUUGCUGGAGGAUGAGGAUGAGGACUAUGAGAAAGAUGACAAGGUGCCUAGGCCCGGCCAUUCGGAUGACGGCCGACUGCCUGAAAGCCAUAUCCUUGUGGAUAUGUUGGCUUCCUGGCACUUUGAGUGGAUACGGGUGAUGGUGGACCCGGAGAGAAAGGGCUUCAUCAACAAGCUGUAUGCCAUCCAGGAUGUGUGCAUCAGUGUGCAGAAUGCGUUGGAUGAAGUAGCCUCCUACGGCGAGAGGAUAAAGAACACAUUUAACUGGACAGUGCCUUUCCUAAGCUGGCUGGCCAUCGUUGCACUGUGUGUGGCCACUGUGCUCAUCUACUAUAUCCCCCUACGCUACAUUGUCCUGGCCUGGGGGGUGAAUAAAUUCACCAAGAAGCUCCGUGACCCGUACAACAUUGACAACAACGAGCUCCUGGACUUCCUGUCCAGAGUCCCCUCAGAUAUACAAGUGGUGCAGUACCGAGAGCUGAAACUGGAUCUCAGUCAUAGUCCAAAUAAAAGAAAGAAAAACAACCCGGGGUAGCUGGCUUUGUCCGCCCACGGAAUCUUCCCUCCCUCAACGGCCCGACACCGAGGAGCAGAGGAAGGCUGGUCUGGACCUCCUCAACUCUCUCUCUCUCUCCUUUUUUCAUCUUUUCCUCUUUCUCCCUCUUCUACUGACUUUAUAUAUACAUGUACAGGCUCCCGAAGUGUAAUUAUCACUGUAGAAAGAGACAGCAAGAGAAAAAUCGUAAAUUCUGAGUUUAGAGAUGAGCCUGGAUGAAAGUGGACCGGACCAUUCCAGACCCAGGUGUUUACAGCAUUGUACCAGUCUGACAGAUGUACAAGUCAUGCUCAACUGUGUGACAGUUAUGAAUUCCCCCGUAAGGAACAUAUCAUUUAACCCUAUCAUAGUCAGAAAGCCGCCAACCAGGUAGAAUGGAUGGUCUACUUUUCCAAAUCUGAACUCCCAAAUUACCUCUGGGUGUAAGCAUGUGGAACAAUAGAUAAAGAGCGUAUUUAUUCAUUAUUUUACAAAAUGUUGUAAAUAUUUUUUGUUGUAUUUACAUUUUGGAUUCAAUUAUUAUAUUUUGAGGGGGGGGGGGGGGGGGGGGGGGGUAUUUUAAGAGGUCAAAUGUUAAUUGUCUCUUCAGUUCUUAGGCCUAUAUACAUAUCACCCUGUUCCAGUGGUCCUUGACUAUCCAAAUGAAUGAUAACUUCAAAACCUCAAAAAUCCUCUUUUAAAUGGAACCCGGGGACUGCUGCAGUCCUGCCGAUAUGCCAUUCUUCCGGUCUUCACAACCAUCAAUAGCGCAGAUCAGUGUUUUUCUACCCAGAAACAGGGUGUCGUUUCCCCCCAGAAGAGGCAGGCAAGUGUAGAUCUCUGCUGUGCCACUGAGCUAAUAUAGAUGUCACCCUGUGCAGACAGAAUCGCCAGGCAGGCCUUAGGCAGCCCAAGCGGUAAUCUUAUUUGAAAGGCUGGUCUCCUCUCCUCUCAUCUCCACAUGUUGCCUCAGUGGGCACACACACACUCUCCAACACUGUGCCACAGGCUGGCCGCCAUCUCCAUCUGCCCCACCUCCUGCUCAACUAUGAUCUCUCUUUCAAGGGACGAGUUUGUGAAUACGUGUAUGUGUGUGCAUGUGUCCCACUGGGCAAAAACAGUUUGAAUCAACGUUGCUUCCACGUCAGUUCAGCGCAAACAAUGCUACGCGACGACGCCUAAUCAACGUUGCUUCCACGUCAGUUCAGCCCAAACAAUGCUACGCGACGACGCCUAAUCAACGUUGCUUCCGCGUCAGUUCAGCCCAAACAAUGCUACGCGACGACGCUGAAUCAACGUUGCUUCCACGUCAGUUCAGCCCAAACAAUGCUACGCGACGACGCCUAAUCAACGUUGCUUCCGCGUCAGUUCAGCCCAAACAAUGCUACGCGACGACGCUGAAUCAACGUUGCUUCCACGUCAGUUCAGCCCAAACAAUGCUACGCGACGACGCCUAAUCAACGUUGCUUCCACGUCAGUUCAGCCCAAACAAUGCUACGCGACGACGCCUAAUCAACGUUGCUUCCACGUCAGUUCAGCCCAAACAAUGCUACGCGACGACGCCUAAUCAACGUUGCUUCCGCGUCAGUUCAGCCCAAACAAUGCUACGCGACGACGCCUAAUCAACGUUGCUUCCGCGUCAGUUCAGCCCAAACAAUGCUACGCGACGACGCCUAAUCAACGUUGCUUCCGCGUCAGUUCAGCCCAAACAAUGCUACGCGACGACACCUAAUCAACGUUGCUUCCACGUCAGUUCAGCCCACACAAUGCUACGCGACGACGCCUAAUCAACGUUGCUUCCACGUCAGUUCAGCCCAAACAAUGCUACGCGACGACGCCUAAUCAACGUUUCUUCCACGUCAGUUCAGCCCAAACAAUGCUACGCGACGACACCUAAUCAACGUUGCUUCCACGUCAGUUCAGCCCAAACAAUGCUACGCGAUGACGCUGAAUUAACGUAGCUUCCAGGUCAGUUCAGCCCAAACAAUGCUACGCGACGACACCUAAUCAACGUUGCUUCCACGUCAGUUCAGCCCACACAAUGCUACGCGACGACGCCUAAUCAACGUUGCUUCCACGUCAGUUCAGCCCAAACAAUGCUACGCGACGACGCCUAAUCAACGUUUCUUCCACGUCAGUUCAGCCCAAACAAUGCUACGCGACGACACCUAAUCAACGUUGCUUCCACGUCAGUUCAGCCCAAACAAUGCUACGCGAUGACGCUGAAUUAACGUAGCUUCCAGGUCAGUUCAGCCCAAACAAUGCUACGCGACGUGGGAAAACUGAUGGCUUUGCACAAAGUCGAUCCACGUCAGGGAAUUUUCAACCUAAAUCCAAUGACCAGAUGAAAUGUUUGGUUGAUUUCAGGUUAGUUGACAAUUGAACCAAAGGUAAAUCAAAGGUAGACGUUGAACUGACGUCUCUGCCCAGUGGGGGUGUUUAUGCAAAGCAAACAAGCAAGCUGUGUGUGUGUGUGUGUGUGUGUGUGUGUGUGUGUGUGUGUGUGUGUGUGUGUGUGUGUGUGUGUGUGUGUGUGUGUGUGUGUGUGUGUGUGUGUGUGUGUGUGUGUGUGUGUGUGUGUGUGUGUGUGUGUGUGUGUGUGUGUGCGUGUGUGCGUGUGUGCGUGCAUGCUGGGUGUGUAUGCUACAUGUGUGCACAUGUAAAUGUGCAUGGGUGCAUGUUUCUGGAGUCGUCUUGUCUCUUCUGGCUCUGGAGAGUGAUGUGGAUGGGACUGUGAACUUGUAGGGCCAGAUGCUGCGUUUUGUUGGAGAGGUCGACCGUUAGACGAGCAGCCAGUUAGCCGCUGUGUGACAAGACACGACGACGGGUGGCCAGAGACAGCAGGGCUUUGCGCGUAUGCGCGCGCGCACCCUCUUUCCAAAGCUAUCCCAUUAUCCCUCUCACUCUCCCUCUCUCCCUCGUCAGCGGUUAGGAACGUGGCCCUGUCUGAAGGGAACGUCUCCUGGGUGUCUCCCGAAAGCAUCUGUUGAAAGAUCACAGCGUAGGCUACAUCUGAAGGGGCCUUCCACUCCUCCACAUACCCCUCUCCCUCCCUCCGUCCUUUACACUUCAACAAGUGUAGAUCUGCCACUUUGGAAGGCCAUUGGUUUGGUUUGUUUGAGAGAUGCACUUGAAAUACAAUAACAUGCUGCGUGGAAUGUAGGACCUACACGGGUUAUAUCAUCCUCUCUAAAAUGCAGACUCGUGUCUAUUUCUAUUGCCUAAAGGGGACAGUUUGAAAACCUGAAUAUGUAUGCGUGAACUACUGUACGUGGUAUAAUUUACAGUAACUGUGGUGGGUGGUAUAUUGUGUGUGGUCUUGUAUCCAAAUAUUCUAAGUUUUAUAACAUUGUUUUGGCUAUGUAUGCAAGCAAACCAAAGUGAUUUAUUUGACGUGACUGAAAAGAAAAGCUCAACAGAAUGUAUCGGACGGGCAUAAAGGAAAACGGCACUUUCAUUUGCCCCCCCCCCCCCCCUUUUUUUUUUUACUCAACUUUUUUUGGAAUGAUGUACAUAAUAUGCUUGUAAAUGGUCUAAUGUCGGUUGAUGAUCUUGUAUCGCUGUAUGCUUGUCAUUGCUCUCCGAGGUAUUUUCGCCUGCUGUGUUGCCUGUGACAUCAUCUUCACUCUCCUAGUCCUGGCCAAUGGUUGUCGAGGACAAGGACGGGGAUUUGGGUUGGGUGGGGGCAGUAAAGGGAAAGUUAUGAGAAAAUAAUGUGCAUCUAAUACGACCAAUAAAUUCACCAGAUGUAUGUCGAUUAUUUUGGAAAAACUUGUAAAAGAUUAAAUAUUUUGUAUCAUCUUUGUAGAUUUUUCAUUCAUUGCCAAAAUGGCAUUGAGCUUCACGAAGACAAAUACAUAGCCAGCUACACAAAAGGCUGGUCUGAAGUGCAUACCACCCGGGAGGGCCCUUGAGGCCCCUGUGUGAAUCCUCUGACGGGAUCAUUUAUUAGUCUGGGAGUCCCUCCACUGUCUGAACCUCCUCCAUCUAAACUCCUGUACAUCACUCCUCACAGCCCCAUAAAUGACGACAUGCGCACCCAGCCAGUGGUACUCCCCUCCACAAGAAGAGGUCAGGAAGGAACACUGGGCUAUUAGUCUCUGCUCCUCUGACAAACACACAUCAUCCUCACAUAUCAGGUGUGAUCGCUAGCUCCCUCUAACACACACAAUCACACCCUACAGUAUAAGCCCAUCUCUUUAUUGAAGUUCCGCACUCAGGAAAUAGUUUGUGUGGCCACGGCUAAUUUUAGGAUGUUCUUGAGCACCCAGAGGUGAGCUAGUCUUACUCCUGGUUACCCCCCCACGCCCCCUCUUCCAUCUCUGUCCUGUGCCCCCAGCUCAGGACACUAUGUGACCAAACACCCAUCCGGGCUCAAUAGAUGCUUCCACUGCCAAACAGAAAGAUAGACCUUUGGUGAGUGUGUGUGCGUACGUGCCUGUGCUGGUGCAUGUUCAACUGACACGCACCUCAGUUUGUUGCCCUUUCAAUUGCUCUGCAAUCGAAUGCUAAGCAGCAUGGUUUCUCACAACGGUAGAACUGCUACUGGAAGCCCCAGUAGGUGAUACUGCAGUGAGUUGUUGCUUAUUUGAAAGACUCCUGACCCGUACCAGCCACUAUAAAGAAGUGAACAGCCUUACAGGGUUAGAGGUUACUGUAGCUUUCCCUGCAUGGGAGAAGACUAUUUGGGGUAAGAGCAUGGGUAGCUCUGCCAAUAUUAUGUUGAUCUGAGUCCUGUUGAGUCGUAGUUGAGUUGUUUGGAGAUUCAUCCUUCAUUCCCUGUAACGGAUUAAGCUCUUUAUUAAAGUACUAUUGUUAUUGCUUA
Molecule: messenger RNA, 7911 nt
Organism: Oncorhynchus mykiss (rainbow trout)
Lineage: Eukaryota; Metazoa; Chordata; Actinopteri; Salmoniformes; Salmonidae
Gene: mctp1a
Product: multiple C2 domains, transmembrane 1a
Biological process (GO): regulation of neurotransmitter secretion
Cellular component (GO): synaptic vesicle membrane
Molecular function (GO): calcium ion binding
Source: RefSeq, a predicted model, not a curated record